UGUGACAGUUGGUGUUCAAACUGUUGAAUAAAAGGAGAUAUAAGGGAAUAGCAGGCAGAACCAGGACUGAGGAGGACGAGAUCAGCCGUGUUUCUGUGGACCUGAAGAGAGCUCAGCAGGGAGAAAAGAUGGCGACACUGAAAAAGAUCCUCUUCAGAACUUUAGAAGAUUUGGGGAAAGAGGACUUUGAAGAAUUCAAGUGGCACCUUCAGCAGAAGGUCCUAGGAUUUGAAGGAAUCCCAAAGAGUCGACUAGAGGAUGCAUGUCGGACGCAAACUGUGGACAUCAUGUUUCAGAACUACGGCAUUGACACUAUUAAAGUGACCAGAAACAUUUUGAAGGAUAUGAAUCAGAAUCUUCUGGAGGAGAAAUUAUCAAAAAUCCCAUCAGAACCGACAGGUGGAGGCUCUGCUAUGGAUCAGUGUGAGGACAGAGAGGAGGGAGCCCCCCCCUCUCUGUGUGGGGAACAUGACAGCCAGACCAAAGCUCAGAGACCAGAGGACACACCACAUUCUGCUGGACCUGGACCUGGACCUGGACCUGGACCUGGACCUGGACCUGGACCUGGACCUGGACCUGGACCUGGACCUGAAGCUGAAGCUGGACCUGAAGCUGGACCUGAACCUGGACCUGAACCUGGACCUGAACCUGGACCUGAACCUGGACCUGGAUCUGGAGGAGAAAACAUGGCGACACUGAAAAAGAAGGAGACAGAGAUUCUCACUCAGUGCCAAAGGACGUUCAAAUUAAACCUGAAGAAAAAAAUUGAGAAAAUCAUAGAAACGGGUAAUUCAAGACCUCUAAAUGAAAUCUACACGGAGAUCUACAUCACCAUGGGAGAAACUGCAGCUGAAGAGCAUGAGGUCAGACAGAUUGAAACAGCAUCCAGGAAACCAGACAGACCAGAAACAACCAUCAGACAAGAAGACCUCUUUAAAGCCUCACCUGGAAGAGAUGCACCAAUCAGAGUGAUGACAAAGGGCGUGGCUGGCAUCGGGAAAACAGUCUUAACACAGAAGUUCACUCUGGACUGGGCUGAAGGCAAAGCCAACCAGGACAUCCAGUUCACAUUUCCAUUACCUUUCAGAGAUCUGAAUAGGCUGAAGAAAAAUUACAGCUUGGUGGAACUUGUUCAUCACUUCUUCUCUGAAACCAGAGACGCAGGAAUCUGCAGGUUUGAUCAGUUCUCGGUUGUGUUCAUCUUCGACGGUCUGGAUGAGUGGCGACUUCCUCUAGACUUCCACAACACUGACAUCCUGACUGAUGUCACAGAGUCCACCUCAGUGGAUGUGCUGCUGACAAACCUCAUCAGGGGGAAGCUGCUUCCCUCCGCUCGCAUCUGGAUAACCACACGACCUGCAGCAGCCAAUCAGAUCCCUGAGUGUGUGGACAUGGUGACAGAGGUCAGAGGGUUCACUGACCCACAGAAGGAGGAGUACUUCAGGAAGAGAUUCAGAGAUCAGGAGCAGGCCGGCACCAUCAUCUCCCACAUCAAGACCUCACGAAGCCUCCACAUCAUGUGCCACAUCCCAGUCUUCUGCUGGAUCUCUGCUUCAGUUCUGGAGAAAGUGUUGAAAACCAGAGAGGGGGGAAAGCUGCCCAAGACCCUGACUAAGAUGUACAUCCACUUCCUGGUGAUUCAGUCCAAAGUGAAGAACGUCAAGUAUGAUGGAAAAAGUAAGAGAGAUCACCACUGGAGUCCAGAGACCAGGAAGAUGAUCAAGGCUCUGGGAAAACUGGCCUUUGAGCAGCUGCAGAAAGGCAACCUGAUCUUCUAUGAGUCCGACCUGGCAGAGUGUGACAUCGAUAUCAGAGCAGCCUCAUUGUACUCAGGAGUGUUCACAGAGGUCUUUAGAGAGGAGAGUGGACUGUACGAGGACACGGUGUUCUGCUUCGUCCAUCUGAGCGUUCAGGAGUUUCUGGCUGCUCUUCAUGUCCAUCUGACCUUCAUCAACUCUGGAGUCAACCUGCUGGCAGAAGAACCAACAACCUCCUGCCUGCCUAAAGUGUUCAGAGACAAGCCUCAACUUAUACAUCUCUACCGGAGUGCUGUGGACCAGGCCUUACAGAGUCCAAACGGACACCUGGACUUGUUCCUUCGCUUCCUCCUGGGUCUUUCAAUGCAGACCAAUCAGAAACUCCUACAUGGCCUGCUGACAGAAACAGGAAGUAGCUCAGAGAUCAACCAGAAAACAGUUGAGUACAUCAAGAAGAAGAUAAGAAAGAACCCGUCCCCGGAGAGAAGCAUCAACCUGUUCCACUGUCUGAAUGAACUGAAUGAUAGUUCUCUAGAGGAGCAGAUCCAACAGUACCUGAGUUCAGGAAGUCUCUCCACAGAUAAACUGUCUCCUGCUCAGUGGUCAGCUCUGGUCUUCAUCUUACUGUCAUCAGGAAAAGAUCUGGAAGAGUUUGACCUGAAGAAAUACUCUGCUUCAGAGAAGGCUCUUCAGAGGCUGCUGCCAGUGGUCAAAGCCUCCAGGAAAGCUCUGCUGAGUGGCUGUAAGCUGUCAGAGAGAAGCUGUGAAGCUCUGUCCUCAGUCCUCAGCUCCCAGUCCUCUAGUCUGAGAGAGCUGGACCUGAGUAACAACGACCUGCAGGAUUCAGGAGUGAAGCUGCUGUCUGCUGGACUGAAGAGUCCACACUGUGAACUGGAGACUCUCAGUCUCUCAGGCUGUAUGGUCACAGAGGAAGGCUGUGUUUCUCUGGCUUCAGCUCUGAGCUCCAACCCCUCCCAUCUGAGAGAGCUGGACCUGAGUAACAACGACCUGCAGGAUUCAGGAGUGAAGCGGCUGUCUGCUGGACUGGAGAGUCCACACUGUGAACUGGAGACUCUCAGUCUCUCAGGCUGUAUGGUCACAGAGGAAGGCUGUGUUUCUCUGGCUUCAGCUCUGAGCUCCAACCCCUCCCAUCUGAGAGAGCUGGACCUGAGUAACAACGACCUGCAGGAUUCAGGAGUGAAGCGGCUGUCUGCUGGACUGGAGAGUCCACACUGUGAACUGGAGACUCUCAGUCUCUCAGGCUGUAUGGUCACAGAGGAAGGCUGUGUUUCUCUGGCUUCAGCUCUGAGCUCCAACCCCUCCCAUCUGAGAGAGCUGGACCUGAGUAACAACGACCUGCAGGAUUCAGGAGUGAAGCGGCUGUCUGCUGGACUGGAGAGUCCACACUGUGAACUGGAGACUCUCAGUCUCUCAGGCUGUAUGGUCACAGAGGAAGGCUGUGUUUCUCUGGCUUCAGCUCUGAGCUCCAACCCCUCCCAUCUGAGAGAGCUGGACCUGAGCUACAAUCAUCCAGGAGACUCAGGAGAGAAGCUGCUGUCUGCUGGACGUAAGGAUCCACUCUGGAGACUGGAGACACUCAGGUAUGGACAGACAGACUGA
Molecule: messenger RNA, 3377 nt
Organism: Trematomus bernacchii (emerald rockcod)
Lineage: Eukaryota; Metazoa; Chordata; Actinopteri; Perciformes; Nototheniidae
Product: NLR family CARD domain-containing protein 3-like
Exons: 11
Coding region: 129-3377 (1082 amino acids)
Molecular function (GO): protein binding
Source: RefSeq, a predicted model, not a curated record